UAUAUAUUCAUACAUCAUUCUUCAUCAUUCUGGCACUGAAAACACCGAAGAUUUUGUGGGAUUUUUCUGCCAAAUAAAGUGGUUUAUUCUAGAUAUUUUUAAGUCAGAACUAUGGUCUGAAUAACGUGUAUCCUUGUGCCAAUAGCGCUGUUUAUUUGGCACAAGUUUAUACAGCCCAUAGUCGAUAUGUGGUACGGCAAGAAACCCAUCUCAGACAAGGCUGCCCCCAAUGAAUCCGAUAGCAAGGUAUAGAAUUUUUGUUUUUUUAAAUAUUUUGGCACUACAAACUGAAUUUUGACCACUGAAUUUUCGCUGUGUUUUACAAAAUUAUCACAUGAACACAUUGAAAAUAUUUUAUUGAUUCCGAUCUGAUAGAAUAUAGGGUAUUUUAAAGUAUUUAUUUAAUAUCUUCAUGUCAUUCUUGACAAAUUUAUAUUUGGAAUAUAGCUAAGACAGCUGCAUAUUGGGAGAGAUGCGACUACCUCAAAAACACAAGAAGAACUUCAAUUUUUCCAGAAAUUUGUUGGGAUGUUAGUGGUGGGGGCACAGAAUAGAGACUAUACAGAAGCCUGACUUAUUCAUUUUUCCUAUAUGUAUGUCUGUAUAUGAUUUUGGCGUAACCGUCCCAGCCAGUGCGUGUUUGAAAGCAUUCACCCCCUGAUAAUGUUCAAAAUGGCAGAUGUCCAGGGGGGGAAUGCCUAUCAUAAGUGGACAGUUGGCUAAGACCAUAGGUCAGCAUUUUGAUGAUGAACAAUGGCAUGGCAGCGGUUACGCUUCCUUCUGUGUACCGUAUUCUGUGACAGGGGUCUGGAAAAUUAUAUGAGUUUGAUAAUAGCAAAUUAAAAGAGAUCACGUGGCAAAAAAUAAACCAAUAAUCAGAUGGAUUUAGUCAAAACAAACUAUAAACAAAAAAUGUAAAUACAUUACAGAGUACAUUAAUACAACCAUAUGGAAAACUACAACAAAUACAUUACUUAAUUGUUUCAUAUAUUUGUAUUCAUUGUAGUUUUCCCCAUAUUUGCAUUAAUUGAUUAUGUAAUGUUAUUUGCAUUUUAUGUUAUGUUAAUUUAUACCAAUUGGUUUAUUUUUGUCCCAUGAUUGCUUUUAUAGUCACUACCAGUAGUAUAAAAGCUCAUGUCAUUUUCCCAUCCGACUUCACUACUAACUUCCCAACAAAGGUCCUUUUCUCAAAAUGUCAAAGUUCUGCAAGUUUGUAUUUUUUUACCUGCAAUGGCACAGAUAGGGAUUGACCGAUUGUGCAAGCCAAGAUGGCAGCCAUUGACUUCAUAGCUCCAAAUUAAGGUCAUAAACAGUUUUUAUACCAUUUUUCCGCAGCUAAAUCCAGCUUUUCCUAACUGACCGUAUCAGUGUAUCACUAACCAAGUUAUUACUGUAGUUCAUAAAACCAUAGUAUCAUUCUUUAAAUCAAUGUCAAAAUACAAAAUUUUGGCACACUCUUUGCCAAGAUGGCAGAAGUUGAAGGAGCUCCAGAUACAUAUCGAGCUCACUGGAACAGAUACAGUUGUAGCUGACCUCAUAUAAAAUUUUACAAUGUUUGCAUUUUGUAAAAUUUUAUGAUCUUCACUAAUGUGGCUAGGCCGUACUCUGACAAAAGCAAAGGUGCUUGAAAAAUAGUGCUGCUCUGUGACCCAAGACACUUUUCCACUCAUUUACCAAAACAUGAGUAUAUGUGAUAUAUCAGUAACAGCUAGGCCAAUUUAAGCAAACAAUGCAUAAAAUAAUAGGGACAUGCUGGACAUACCGCUUUACCGGAUAGCAGUCAGUCUACUGGAUAAUAACCGGAUACCAAUGGUGGUACUUGGACAAUAUGUCACUGGCUUUUUGUCAUAAAAAUAAAUAGUCCAUUGUAUGUUUAGUAUGUGGCACAAGGGUCGUCAGAGAAUAUACAUGCAUCACAAAUAAUGUAAUUUUGUUUUAAUGUGUCACAUGUGUGGUAGACUAGUACUAGUUAGUGUUUCACAAUAUCUUAACGCAAAACAGACGGUUUUGUGCUUACAAUAAAAGUUCCACUACUAUCUGGUAAAUAUCUGGCAAAUUUUUACCAGAUGUCUAUAUUUUGCCAGAUAUCCAGAUUGCUGAAUCAUUUAUAUGACUUGGCUAUGGAAAGUUGAUUCCUAUAUACAGACAGUAGUUUAUUUAAUAAUAUCUAAUAGUUUACUUGUUAUUCUAUAUAGAAUGGUUCAGUACCGGUGAAAAAUGGAGAAAUACAUCAAGAUAUAAAAGGAGAAAUCCAAAAAGAAUCCGUAAUGGUUGAAUCAUCGAAAGACAAAUAAUUGCACAUAUUUAUAGCAGAUGAUUAUGAAGCUUAUGAUGACUUGUGAAUAAAGCCUUGAAGAGGAACUUUGCAAGUUUGAUGUACUGUACUACAAAUAACUUCAUUUUCAACUCAAGCUAGAAAAUUUUUGUAGCCAUAGAUUCAGUAUUGUUGUAUGGUUAAUAAAUAUUUAUUGUAAACAUUUUAAUUAAAGUACAGUAUAUGCUAAUGCUUUUUAAC
Paramuricea clavata is the source of this 2515-nucleotide messenger RNA. The record is from the annotation of a GenBank genome assembly. NCBI's taxonomy places the organism in Eukaryota, Metazoa, Cnidaria, Anthozoa, Malacalcyonacea, Plexauridae.